Messenger RNA from Salvia splendens (bonfire salvia), 759 nucleotides. Its product is annotated as mavicyanin. Gene Ontology annotation, cellular component: plasma membrane. Lineage: Eukaryota; Viridiplantae; Streptophyta; Magnoliopsida; Lamiales; Lamiaceae. The record is from RefSeq and is a predicted model, not a curated record. Gene Ontology annotation, molecular function: electron transfer activity. The transcript has 2 exons. The coding region runs from base 78 to 638 and encodes 186 amino acids.
CGGAAUCAUCACAAGAUAUUAAAGAGUAGAUCACAUAUAUACACACAUAUAUAAUCAAUUUUGAGAUAGAAAUUAAGAUGGUAAUUUCAUUCAGAUUCAUAGCGGUAGUUAUUGCCACAGUGUUUCUCCAACAAGCAUUGGCAGCGAAACAUACAGUUGGAGGAAGCCAAGGUUGGGAUGAAUCCACCGAUUUCGACACGUGGGCUUCUGCUCAAACCUUCAAGGUCGGAGACGAGCUCGAGUUCAAAUAUAGUUCGUUGCACAGCGUGGCGGAACUACCUAGCGAAAGCGCUUUUAAGAAAUGCGACAUCGGCGUUGCAUCGAAUUCAUUAACCGGUGGCGACAACAAAGUGAAACUAACCAAGGCCGGUACACGUUAUUUUGCGUGUGGUACAUCCGGCCAUUGCGAGCAGGGGAUGAAGGUCAAGAUCACCACCGUGGCGGCCGAUGCCUCGCCGUCGCCAGCCUCCCCGACCGACGGAUCAGCCACUCCGGCGGCGCCUGACGCCUCGCCGUCGCCACCCACCGGCGGAUCCACCACUCCGGCGGCGACCACCCAAUCCACCUCUGCAGCCGCGCCGCGCCACCGACUCCUCCGCGUCGUUGCCUUUGUUGCAUUCGUCGCAAUUUUCGUGUAGAAAAAAAUGCGACUAUAAUUUUGUACAUUAUGGAUACGUUUUAUUACUAUUCUAUUUUUCUUGGAUGACAAAUAAUUUGAUUAUUGAUUAUUAUCUUUAAUAUAGACGAUUAUACUUUAUA